GAAAUGAUGUGAGGUUCUGCUUCACCUAUCCUUUUAGCAAUUUCCACUCUUUUUCAUUCUCUUAUUUAAUUUACAAGCUAGAUUAGCAAAGACAGUGACACCCGUAGAUUUAAAUCUAAAACUUUAGUGGUUAAUUAUUACUUUAUAUGAGCCAGCCAAGUCAAUAGGCAAAAACUGAAUGGCAAGUCACCUUGAAGUUGGAUUAAAACAAAUUGUGCUUGGCCAGCCCGGCCGAGACCCAGAGGAUCAUGUAGAAAAUGUACUGAGCAAGAACAGAGGCGCCAUUUUAAAAAUAACGGUGGCCAGCAAGCGACAUAUGCGAAAUACAGCUCCGUCUUUGACGUCUGCAUGCAAAGAAAAACUCGGAUUCAUCUGCAGAAUUUCCCUACAUUCAAAGAUUGCAGUCCCACACUGGCAGAGAGGAGGACUGCACCAUGGAGCAGAGAUGGAUGAGAGAGAGGCGUGAAGCUUUGAGGAUUGUGCUGGUGGGGAAGACUGGAGUGGGAAAGAGCGCUACCGGAAACACCAUCCUGGGGAGGAAAGCGUUUAUAUCAGAGAUUUCCCCCUCCUCUGUGACGGCCCAGUGUGAGAAGGAAAGAGCAGAAGUGAAUGGGAGAGCCGUGUAUGUUGUUGAUACUCCAGGCCUGUUUGACACAACUUUCAGUGCAGAAGUGAUCAGAACAGAGAUUAAAAAGUGCAUCUGUCUAUCCUCUCCGGGUCCCCAUGCGUUCCUGGUUGUGAUCCAGCUGGGGAGAUUCACACAAGAGGAGCAGAGUACAGUGAAGAUGAUUAAGGAAAUCUUUGGUAGUGAAUCAGACAAGUGCACAAUGGUGCUGUUCACUUAUGGGGAGCAACUGAGGGGUAUAACCAUUGAAGAGUAUCUGAGUAAGAGUGCCCAACUUAAAGAGUUCACUGCUCAGUGCCGAGGGGGAUAUCACGUGUUUAAGAACGAGGACCCAGAGAGCCCAGGGAAUCAGUCUCAGGUCACACAGCUGCUGCAGAAGAUUGAUAGGAUGGUGGCGGUGAAUGGAGGAGGCUACUACACCACUGAGAUGUACCAGAAGACUGAAGCAGAGAUUGAGAAAAGGAAGGCACAGAUUCUGAAAGAGACAGAAAAGAAGAGAAAGAGAGAAGAGGAGGAGCUGGAGAAACGGAUUCAGGAUGCAGCAGAGUUGAAGUUAAAGACAGCUAGAGAAGAGCUUAGAAAAGAACAAGAAAGAGCAAAAGAGGCCGAAGAAAAGAGAAAGAGAGAAUGGGAGGAGAGGGAGAAACGGAUUCAGGACGCAGUAGAGUCAGAGAAAAAGAGAGCUAGAGAAGAGCUUAGAAAAGAACAAGAAAGGGCAAAAGCGGCCGAAGAAAAGAGAAAGAGAGAAUGGGAGGAGAGGGAGAAACAGAUUCAGGAUGCAGCAGAGUUGAAGAUAAAGACAGAUAGAGAAGAGCUAAAAAAAAAGCAGGAGGACGAUGCUAGACGGAAAGCUGAGAAAGAUAAUGCAUUUAUUGAAGGAUGCAAGGGUGCAGGUGCUGCAGUAGGUGGUGCAGCAGUAGGUGCUGCAGUAGGCAGCGUGGCAGGGCCAGCAGGGGUAGUAGUGGGAGCAGGUGUGGGAGCAGUACUGGGAGUAGUAGCGGGAGCAUGCGCCACACAGUAGAUUCAGGCAGUACAUGCAGAUGCGCCACACAGUAGAUUCAGGCAGACGCACCAUACAAUAGAUUCAGGCAGUACAUGCAGAUGCACCAUACAAUAGAUUCAGGCAGUACAUGCAGAUGCACCAUACAAUAGAUUCAGGCAGUACAUGCAGAUGCACCAUACAAUAGAUUCAGGCAGUACAUGCAGAUGCGCCACACAGUAGAUUCAGGCAGACGCACCAUACAAUAGAUUCAGGCAGUACAUGCAGAUGCACCAUACAAUAGAUUCAGGCAGUACAUGCAGAUGCACCAUACAAUAGAUUCAGGCAGUACAUGCAGAUGCGCCACACAGUAGAUUCAGGCAGACGCACCAUACAAUAGAUUCAGGCAGUACAUGCAGAUGCACCAUACAAUAGAUUCAGGCAGUACAUGCAGAUGCGCCAUACAAUAGAUUCAGGCAGUACAUGCAGAUGCACCAUACAAUAGAUUCAGGCAGUACAUGCAGAUGCACCAUACAAUAGAUUCAGGCAGUACAUGCAGAUGCACCAUACAAUAGAUUCAGGCAGUACAUGCAGAUGCGCCACACAGUAGAUUCAGGCAGUACAUGCAGAUGCGCCACACAGUAGAGUCAGGCAGACGCACCAUACAAUAGAUUCAGGCAGAUGUACCAUACAGUGAUGGAACAGCAACACUGAAAUCCCCUUUCUUUAUAAUAUGCAUUAUCAUGGUGUAGAAGGCGGUAGAAAGUGAAACCGUGGAAAAGUAUGAUUGUACCCAUAAGGUUUGCUAGAAAUAUAUAUAAAGUAUACCUGCUUGAUACUAGCUUGCUCUAAACCAAAUAAAAAUGUGCAAAUGCAGCAAUGAUAGAUAAACUUGUAUGAAAAGGAUAUUUACUCAGAUUUUUAAAGUGUGAUUUCACUUGAAUGUAACCUUACUUAAUGUAACUUUACUUAAAUGUAACCUUACUUAAUGUAACUUUACUUAAAUGUAACCUUGCUUAAUGUAACCUUACUUAAUGUAACUUUACUUAAAUGUAACCUAGCUUAAUAUAACCUUACUUAAUGUAACCUUACUUAGAAUAGUAGUGUGUUUUAGCAGUAGAUUAAAAACUGUAUUUUUUCUUACUUAAACUUUAAAGAACAAUUCUUUAAACUUAAAAUGUAUUUUUCCUUGAAACUAAUAGAAUGUUUAAUCAAAAAAUGUAUAUGUUUUAAUUAAGCUUAUAUAGUAUGUUAUGUUUAAUGGAAUAUGCUUAGAACAAGUAUAAAGGAAAAAACUUGAAGUUCAUGUGCAGGUGUGAGUUCAGAGCAAGGUCACCAGAAAGGGGAAAUAGAGAAACAAAGGACUGGGUUGUGUCAAAGCACGAUAGGUCUAGACUUGGGCGUGAAAGUAGUAUAAAAGAUCUCCUUUGCUGGGGCUUUGGGCUCUUCUCCUUUUUCUUUUGGACUCUGAAUUUUGCAUUUUGAGACUGAUAGAAAGAGAUUUGAUUUUAAGUCCACAAGAAAAAGUUGGGUUGUUUUUUAUGCACAAAUAAAAAGUAAAGCCAAACAGUAUAAAAAUCCAAAAUAUAAAAGUGCCCCAAAUAAAGGUAAUA
Messenger RNA from Sardina pilchardus (European sardine), 3217 nucleotides. RefSeq names its product GTPase IMAP family member 7-like. The transcript is spliced from 3 exons. The record is from RefSeq and is a predicted model, not a curated record. Gene Ontology annotation, molecular function: GTP binding. NCBI's taxonomy places the organism in Eukaryota, Metazoa, Chordata, Actinopteri, Clupeiformes, Clupeidae. The coding region runs from base 435 to 1646 and encodes 403 amino acids.